Molecule: messenger RNA, 999 nt
Organism: Microdochium trichocladiopsis
Lineage: Eukaryota; Fungi; Ascomycota; Sordariomycetes; Xylariales; Microdochiaceae
Exons: 3
Coding region: 1-999 (332 amino acids)
Cellular component (GO): mitochondrial intermembrane space; endoplasmic reticulum
Molecular function (GO): oxidoreductase activity; copper ion binding; copper chaperone activity
Source: RefSeq, a predicted model, not a curated record
AUGUCGUCCAGUCCCAAGUCCGUCCUCAUAACCGGCUGCACCGAUGGCACCGCCGGCGCCGCCCUAGCGAAACAGUUCCACCUGCGCGGCUUGCGUGUCUUCGCGACUGCCCGCAAGCUGGAGAAUAUGGCCGGCCUGGCUGAGAUGGGCAUCGAGACGCUCGAGCUCGACGUCACCAACAAGGAACAGAUCCGGGACGUCGUCGAGAGUGUGCGAGAGAAGUUGACCGCGGGACCGGACGUGGAAGGAGGGGAAGGAGGAGACCACCGCACGGGUGUCGGUGCCAAGGAAGCAAAGCUUGACAUCCUGGUCAACAACGCCGGGUACUGGAACUUGAUGCCGCUCGCGGACCAGGACCUCGACGCCGCCCGGCAGAUGUUUGAGAUCAACUACUUUGGGCUACUGGCCGUCACGCAGGCCUGCCUGCCCUUGCUUGUUCGGCCCCCGGUAGCUGGAGGAGGAAGGGAGCAGCAGCAGCAACACAGCAUCAUCGCCAACGUGGGUAGCAUUAGCACCAUUGUGCCUCCGCCGUACCAGGGCGUAUAUGUGGCCAGUAAAGCCGCCGUCGGCGCGCUGACGGAUGUGCUGAGACUUGAGCUUGCUCCUCUCGGCGUCAAGGUCGUGCAAGUCUUGACGGGGAGUGUGGCCACUAGGUUUCUGGAAGUGCCGGCGUGGAAGCCCGAGGCUGGUGCGCAGCAGAGCGCGUAUUAUCCGGCCUCCCUGAUGGAGACGGUCGAGAAGAGGACGUACAUGGAUAUCAGCAAGGCCAUGGAGCCGGAGAACCGCGCAGCUUCUCUCAUCUCCCAGCCAGAGGCCCCCAAGCCGACACUCAACUCCGACGCAGCCUCCAAGCCCAAACCCUGCUGCGUAUGCAAGGACGAAAAGGCGCAGCGCGACGAGUGCAUGCUCUUCUCCAAGACGGCGGACCCGACGAUAGAGUGCAAGUCGACGAUUGCGCAGUACAAGAGCUGCAUGGCCGGGUUCGGCUUCCAGGUCUGA